This is a messenger RNA of Thalassophryne amazonica, 4088 nucleotides long. RefSeq names its product potassium voltage-gated channel subfamily H member 7-like. The record is from RefSeq and is a predicted model, not a curated record. Gene Ontology annotation, biological process: regulation of heart rate by cardiac conduction; potassium ion transmembrane transport; membrane repolarization during action potential. Gene Ontology annotation, cellular component: membrane. Bases 316 to 3831 code for a protein of 1171 amino acids. The transcript has 16 exons. Gene Ontology annotation, molecular function: inward rectifier potassium channel activity. NCBI's taxonomy places the organism in Eukaryota, Metazoa, Chordata, Actinopteri, Batrachoidiformes, Batrachoididae.
UCCCUCCAGCCGAUCGACCGCCGUGCGCGUCCUUCACAUCAGCACGGAGAACGUGAAGCUCGCAUCCACAUCCUCAGCGCGCAAUGCUGUGGGAUCUGAACCCAAAACCAGCAAACCUCCCCGAGUGGGUGCGUGUGGGCGAGGAGAGAACAACACAAGCAGGAUAAAAGAAAAAGAAAAACACGCGACGAACUGCCAAGAUGUUGUUUUUUAGGUGGAAAGAAUGUGGUUUGCGCUAAAGGGAACAUCGGAAAGAGUCAUCUGUAACUUCUGGAUUUACGCUGUGGAGAGCAGACGGUCAUUCAGAGCACCAACAUGCCCGUGAGAAGAGGGCACGUAGCGCCGCAGAACACUUUUCUUGGGCUAAUCAUUCGGAAAUUCGAGGGACAGAACCGUAAAUUUGUGAUAGCCAAUGCCAGAGUGGAGAACUGUGCGAUCAUAUACUGCAAUGAUGGCUUCUGUGAGAUGACAGGCUUCUCCAGACCAGACAUCAUGCAAAAGCCAUGCACUUGUGACUUCCUCCAUGGCCAGCUGACCGACAAAGAGGCCAUCAGCCAGGUGGCUGAAGCUGUUCUGGGGUCAGAAGAGCGCAAGGUGGAGAUCACCUACUACCGCAAGGAUGGUUCGGACUUUCAGUGUAACACUCACAUAAUCCCAGUGAAGAACGAGGAGGGUGUGGUGAUAAUGUAUAUCUUAAAUUUCGAUUACGUUGUGGAUGAAGGAAGUGACAACUCCACAGAGAAGAUAAAUCCGACAUCCCCGACAAAGUCAGAUCAAAGGAGGAGUAAAUUCUUCCGCUUCCGUCAGGCUGCUUUGAGUCUUAUGAAUACCAACAAGCAAUUUCUCCCGCAAGAUGACCCCGAUGCUAUGACGGUGGACUCUCCCAAAGAGAACGAGAACUCUGUGGACCUGCAGAGCUUCCCCUCACCAUCCAAGAGCAUUUGCAGCCCUACUGAAACCAAUGACACACAUGCCCUCAUCAGCUCAGUCCACUGCUCCUCCCAGGCAAGCAUGGCUCCAGAAUCACUUGACCGCUCAUCCCCUAGGCACCCGUGGGAAAAGUUAUACCAGACAGAGCAACACCAGUCCUGUUCAUCAUUGUCAAACACCUUCCCCAGAGGCAGCAUCACCAGCAUCAGGCGAGCCUCAUCCAUCCAUGAAAUUGAAGGCUACAGCUCCAACUCCAAAAGCCAAUUCAGGGAUCGUCGUGCAAAUGAUGGUCCAUUUAAAAACCACAUGCAUUCCAGUGCACUUGGCUCCACCUCGGACUCCAACAUCAACAAGUACACCACCAUCAACAAGAUCCCAUUGAUUGCGCUCCACUUUGCCGAGGGGACCGAUAAGAAGACUCAUUCUCCACCAACAUCAGAGAAAACCAUCAUAGCCCCAAAGGUCAAAGACAGAACGCAUAAUGUCACGGAAAAAGUCACACAGGUGCUGUCACUGGGCGCUGACGUGCUGCCAGAGUACAAACUGCAGACAGCCCGAAUUGACAAGUUCACCAUCCUCCACUACAGCCCCUUCAAAGCUGUGUGGGACUGGCUGAUCCUGCUGCUGGUCAUCUACACGGCCAUCCUCACUCCCUACUCCGCGGCUUUCCUCCUCAACGACCAGGAGGAGCAGAGGCGGCGUGAAUGCGGAUACUCCUGCAGCCCUCUCAACGUGGUGGAUUUGAUGGUGGAUAUCAUGUUCAUCAUCGACAUCCUCAUUAACUUCAGGACUACUUACGUAAACCAGAAUGAGGAGGUCGUCAGCCAUCCAGCUAAGAUAGCAGUCCAUUACUUCAAAGGCUGGUUCCUUAUAGACAUGGUGGCAGCAAUCCCCUUUGACCUCCUUAUCUUUGGCUCAGGAUCAGAUGAGACUACCACCCUGAUUGGCCUUUUGAAGACAGCCAGACUCCUACGAUUGGUGCGUGUUGCCAGGAAGUUGGACCGUUAUUCUGAGUAUGGAGCUGCUGUGCUAAUGUUGCUUAUGUGCAUCUUUGCCCUCAUUGCCCACUGGCUAGCUUGUAUAUGGUAUGCCAUCGGCAAUGUGGAGAAGCCCUACUUGGAACACAAGAUUGGCUGGCUGGACAAUCUGGGCGUGUCCAUAGGAAAGAGGUACAACUACAGUGACCCUACAUCCGGUCCUUCAAUCAAGGACAAGUAUGUCACAGCACUUUACUUCACCUUCAGCAGUCUGACCAGCGUGGGCUUUGGAAACGUUUCUCCAAACACCAACUCUGAGAAGAUUUUUUCCAUUUGUGUCAUGUUGAUUGGCUCCCUCAUGUAUGCCAGUAUUUUUGGUAACGUCUCUGCCAUCAUCCAGAGGUUGUACUCGGGCACGGCCCGCUAUCAUGCUCAAAUGUUGCGAGUCAAAGAGUUCAUCCGCUUCCACCAGAUUCCCAACCCGCUGAGGCAAAGGCUGGAGGAGUACUUCCAACACUCCUGGACUUACACCAAUGGCAUUGAUAUGAACACGGAGGUGUUAAAAGGCUUUCCUGAGUGCCUGCAGGCAGACAUUUGCCUUCACCUCAACAGGAAUCUUCUGCAUAACUGCAAAGCGUUCCAAGGUGCUACAAAAGGUUGCCUGAGGGCACUGGCCAUGCGUUUCCAAACCACUCAUGCACCUCCUGGAGACACCUUGGUCCACAGUGGAGAUGUCCUUACUGCUCUCUACUUCCUGUCCCGUGGCUCCAUUGAGAUCCUGAAAGAUGACACUGUGGUAGCCAUUCUGGGAAAAAAUGACAUUUUUGGAGAAAUGAUCCAUCUUUUUACCAAGCCUGGAAAGUCCAACGCUGAUGUGCGCGCACUGAGUUACUGUGAUCUGAGCACCAUUCAGAGAGAAGAUUUAAUGGAGGUAUUAGACAUGUACCCAGAGUUUGCCGACUAUUUCUUCAACAACUUGGAGCUGACGUUCAACCUCAGAGACGAGUCUGCCAUGCCCUCCAGUUCUCAUGACUGUGAUUCAGAUGGUGAAGGCGCCAAUGGCAUGAAGAGAAGAAUAUCAUUCACACCAAAUGCACCAAAUGGGGGAAAUAAGGAGGUGGUUAGACACUUACGGAAGGAGCGGCAACGAAACCCCUGCCUAAAGAGACGUUCUGUGGACUUGGGUCGCUCCUCGCCCGAUGCCCCAGUCCUGAAGUCAGAUCUCAUCAGACAGAUCCAGGUCAGCGAGGGCUCGGAGAGAAGUUCCUCAUUUGAAGAUCUGUGUGGUGAUAAAUGGAGCUGUAAGAAGCCAUCAGAGUACCUGGAUGAGUCAGCACAGUUCCAGGAGCUGAGAGAGGAGGAGAACUCUGCCAGUGACAUGACGUACGGCGAGGUAGAGCAGCGCCUCGGCCAGCUCCAACGCCACUUAAACAGGCUGGAAUCUCAGCUGAUGUCAGAUAUUCAUAGUAUCCUGCAGUUGCUGCAAAGACAGCCAACCCUCGGACCUCCGGCCUACAGCACUGUGACUGCCAGUCCAGAUUAUCACAGACCUGCUGUGAGCGUUCAACCGGUUACUCUGACUGCAAGCCAUUUGUUCAGCCAUAAAGGGACACAAGGCCACAACCACAAACUGGAGAGGACUGUUCAGGAGCCCAAAGACUCUCUAUCGAGCUUGGCUAAUGUGAACGCACCCACAGAGGACCGUCUUACCGCUUUGUUUGUACAAAGACCUACGGAGCCACAACUACUACGACUGCCGCAACAACAGGACAUCCCUGGGCACCAGCAGUCCACAAUGAUUUUAUUUCCACCUGAAACAUCUUCCACCAUCUCCUUCUCUUCCUCCACAACACCUUCUGAAUCCCACCUCACCACCCCUGGACUCGAGAGACCUGUUUCAGAUCCAAGGUUUCCACGACCAUAAACCAUUCCAGCAGCACACAUUUAGAUGGUCUAAUAUUUUGGUUGUAAUGCUGUAAUUACGGAGUAGUGGCAUUUUAUCAGCAUGUUGGCACAGUAUUGUUGUAACUUUUGUAGUAGAGAAAUGAUUUUGAUUAUGCAUGUAGAUUAAUAAUGUUUUGCGAUUAACAGUGUAACUACACACUGUUUUCAGGCGGUAUCGUUGUAAUAACAAAAGCUUGAGACAAAGCUUCUACUGAAACGCAUUACACACUCUGAAUA